Messenger RNA from Fusarium redolens, 1165 nucleotides. RefSeq lists its product as uncharacterized. The transcript has a single exon. NCBI's taxonomy places the organism in Eukaryota, Fungi, Ascomycota, Sordariomycetes, Hypocreales, Nectriaceae. The coding region runs from base 113 to 1021 and encodes 302 amino acids. The record is from RefSeq and is a predicted model, not a curated record.
GUCGAGAGUGAUAAGUCGUUUGGCACGAAACGCCCGCCCUUCAUUGCUAAAAGCAGCAGUCUCGAUUUACCUUGCCGGACAUACUCUCACCUACAUCUCUCCAGACCCGAAUAUGUUCCCACUGCGCCUGGGUAUAUCAUUUCGAGAUGGAUGGAUUUUUUCAAGAGUCGCCCCCAAUCUUGACAGAAGGUUUGACAGGAGGGGCUCCUAUCAUCUCGAUGAAAUUGUAGCUCUCUGCAACUAUCUCAACAAGACUAUGAGCGCCGAGUCGGCCGCCAGAGCCAUCACUGCCGAUUGCUUGGACAGAUAUUCAGAAGGAGACACGGCUGGGGCUCUUAUGCGGCGUAAUAACCUUUGGCGGCUUCUUGCAUCUACUCUCCUGCGCUUUGAGGACGAUUGCGACAUGAUAGUGGAUCUACUCGUCGCGAUUCAAUCGCUGCCAACAAUGGAUAGUAGGCCUUGGUGGGUGACAGAUCCACGACCCAGUGAGUCGUUGUGUGAACUACCUGAAUUUCACCGUUGCUGGCAAUUUUGUUAUGAAAGAAAUCGAUGUAAAUGUCAUGAUAAAUUUCAUGAUCACCGGGAUACAGAUGACGAUUUCCCGCAUGACAGGAAGUACUACAAAAGAGCAGGGACGGCAGAAGCGAAGAUGUAUCUCCGCGGGAUUCCAGGAAUAACGGAGUUUUGGGCAUACAAAACGAUCAACCUUGUUUGUCUAUGGAAUCACGAUCUCGAGUUCUUCAUCUACGAGAUUCACGCUUGGUUGCAGACUGCAGGACCGAAACUGGCAGAAGCAUUAGAUUCGAAUCAGAUCAAGUGCUUUGAGAGGGGAGUGAGAGGGCGGCCAGAUAAGAAAUAUGAUAUUUCGGUCACCAUGUUUGAGCAUUGGCACCAUUGGAAGAAAUCGUUCUUGGAGGUCAGUUUUGAUGAGGACUUUCUAUCUCGUGACGCGAGGGAGUUGGCAAGGGAGUGUCAUGAUAUCAUGAAGGUGCAGAAUAUCAAGUUGCCUUUGUUUUUAUAGCCGCAUAGCCUUACUAUAGACAUGCAACCAGGCCGGAAUUCAAUUAGUGAUGAAUACUCUACGUAGACAGAUUGAAAGCAGGCGCGCUAAACGCCGAAGACAGUGUGAUCAAGCUACGAAGGUCUCUUGUCACCGUCCGCCGAA